UCAUCGUCGCAGCCUGACUUCUUAGAACGCUUUCUUGCUGCGAAUCGACUGCAUCCAAACGACGCGAAUGAUAAUCUUACAUUUGUUUGGUGUUACACAAUCACAAAUGUAGUUGCCGGCAGCGAUACCAUAGCGAUCCCCCUGCGUUCAAUAUUGUACUAUGUCCUCAGCAAUCACAAAAUAUACUCAAGAUUGGUGCAAGAAUUGAUUGGCAGCAAACUCUCCAUACUUGUUUCUUGGAAAUCAGCUCAGAAACUUCCAUAUCUCGAUGCAGUUGUGAGAGAAGCAUUGAGAAUCCACCCACCUGUCGGACUAGGUUUGGAAAGGGUAGUACCAGCUUCUGGCCUCUGUCUCCCGGACGGAACGUUCUUUAGACCUGGCACACUCGUCUCAAUGAAUGCAUGGGUUUUGCAUCGCUCUAAAGCAAUUUUUGGAGACGACGCGAAUACUUUCCAGCCAGAAAGGUGGCUUCAACGAUCAAACGAGACUGAAGAAGAGUUCCGACAGCGCCUUCACAAGAUGCAACAAUCUGAAUUCACCUUCGGCUUUGGGCCUCGGACUUGCAUCGGGAAAAACUUAAGUUUACUUGAGAUCUACAAGGUUGUCCCGGCAUUAUUCUUGUCCUUUGAUAUGGAGAUUUUCAAGGCAGAUUGGAAUACUUGG
Molecule: messenger RNA, 663 nt
Organism: Mollisia scopiformis
Lineage: Eukaryota; Fungi; Ascomycota; Leotiomycetes; Helotiales; Mollisiaceae
Product: cytochrome P450
Exons: 1
Molecular function (GO): heme binding; monooxygenase activity; oxidoreductase activity, acting on paired donors, with incorporation or reduction of molecular oxygen
Source: RefSeq, a predicted model, not a curated record